This is a messenger RNA of Ctenopharyngodon idella (grass carp), 4621 nucleotides long. It is a transcript of the gene mark2a, whose product is annotated as MAP/microtubule affinity-regulating kinase 2a. Lineage: Eukaryota; Metazoa; Chordata; Actinopteri; Cypriniformes; Xenocyprididae. Gene Ontology annotation, biological process: intracellular signal transduction; protein phosphorylation; microtubule cytoskeleton organization. The record is from RefSeq and is a predicted model, not a curated record. Gene Ontology annotation, cellular component: cytoplasm. The transcript has 20 exons. Gene Ontology annotation, molecular function: protein serine/threonine kinase activity; tau-protein kinase activity; ATP binding. The coding region runs from base 1268 to 3532 and encodes 754 amino acids.
CUGGUUUCACAUUUCUCUUGAACGCAAACAACACUGGCGUCCGGGCGCUGCUGCGGAACCAGUCGUGAUCGCCCGACUGCUCGGCUUUUCACGGCUCACAGAUGUAAUUCGUCGCGUACCACGGACUGGAACCGACCAAUUUACACCCAUUCACAACCGGGCCACGGUUAGGACAUAUACUUACAAUCAUACUGUCAAAAUAUCAGUGACUUUUUCGAAGUCACCCGGCCAGCUAACGCGCGUUAGCAGGUUAGAUGUGAUUUUCAGAGGCGCAGAGAGCCAGUAUACGAGAAGCUCCGCGAUGUUUUUGUGCUUGGAUCGUUAGUUUGUCACCUUGAGACGAUAUUAAGUGUUUGAUUUGGUUUUGAAACGGACAUGUUGACACCUGUAUGACGGAUCAUUACUCGGAGUAACGCUGAUCUGAGCGCUGCUGAGUUGGCUAACUGGAAGGAGCAGCUCAAUAACUUGCCCUAAAGUUUUUGUGUGUGCUAAGCGGGACUUCCAUGUGUCUUUUCUCAGGCUUGUGAAGAAGAAACCAGGAUUUAAGUUUUGACAUUACUGAUGCGCAAUAAUAUACAUCCGUACAUUUAUAGUUUGGACUAAAUUAGGGACCCUUUUGCCACCCGGCCUAAUAAAACUUGUGAGUCCUCGGACUCGAUUUUGCACAUUUGUGCUGGGAACAAUUUUGUUGUAUUUUAUUAGCUGACGGGUUCAAAUUACUCAGACUAUUCUUUAAUGCUGUAAUUCCCUCGAAAACUCACUAGUUUGACUGCAGAAAAUCACAUAGGAAGUUGGCAUUCAAUGUUGACACCCGCCGAUAGGGUUAGUCGAAAGUUUUCAGUAAAAUUCGUCUUCCUGCCGAAAUUAGUAUGACUUAAUGACAGGACUUUUUGACUAAUCUGUGCUGGUUUGGGGUCUCACACCGAGCUCAGGAGUUCAUUUUGGACUUUGGACACUUUUCAUCUUGCCUUGCCGAUGCCACAUUUGAUUGAAUUGUGAGAGCUGUGAACACGUUCAGUUUCAGAAAAUAAACUGUCAAAUUCAACCUCAGAAUAUGUCGACGAGGACACCACUGUUACCCAUGAUUGACCACUCCACUGGCCAGGCUUUUAGACAUUGUGCUUGUCUGAAGAGGUGUUUAAACAACUGUUGAACACAACCUCUUUCCCAACAAUAUAUCAUCCAUCAACAGCUGCUGUUUACUUGAAGUAAACCUGAACCAUUCAGUCUGCUUUUUAAGUCUCACUCCGAUUCAAAGCGCUGCAACAUGCCCCACUCCACAGCAGACGAGCAGCCACACAUCGGCUGCUACAGGCUCCUGAAAACCAUCGGCAAAGGCAACUUCGCCAAGGUCAAACUGGCCAAGCACAUCCUCACUGGCAAAGAGGUGGCGGUGAAAAUCAUAGACAAAACUCAGCUCAAUUCCUCCAGUCUUCAAAAGCUAUUUCGGGAAGUGAGGAUCAUGAAGCUCUUGAAUCACCCAAAUAUCGUGAAGUUAUUUGAAGUGAUUGAGACCGAGAAGACUCUCUACCUGGUGAUGGAAUAUGCCAGCGGAGGUGAGGUGUUUGAUUACCUCGUAGCCCACGGCAGAAUGAAAGAGAAAGAGGCCCGAGCCAAAUUCAGACAGAUUGUGUCAGCAGUGCAGUACUGUCACCAGAAGUGCAUUGUCCACAGAGACCUGAAGGCAGAAAACCUGCUACUGGAUGCAGACAUGAACAUAAAAAUAGCAGAUUUUGGCUUUAGUAACGAGUUCACACUGGGCAACAAGCUGGAUACUUUUUGUGGCAGCCCUCCAUAUGCUGCCCCCGAGCUCUUUCAGGGGAAGAAGUACGACGGGCCGGAGGUGGAUGUCUGGAGUCUUGGGGUCAUACUAUAUACACUGGUCAGCGGUUCUUUACCGUUUGAUGGACAGAACCUAAAGGAGCUGCGAGAACGCGUUUUGAGGGGCAAGUACAGGAUUCCCUUCUAUAUGUCGACCGACUGUGAGAACUUACUGAAGAAAUUCCUCAUACUCAACCCAACCAAGAGAGGGAGCCUUGAGCAGCAGAUCAUGAAGGACCGGUGGAUGAACGUGGGCCAUGAGGAUGAUGAGUUGAAGCCCUACAUCGAGCCCCAACCUGACUACAAGGACCCUAAGAGGACAGGUCAGCACCCCAGCUGUGCAGGGGGUUGGAAGAGAGAUAUUAUGCUACGAAUGGGAUACUCUUUAGAAGAGAUACAAGACUCCCUUAUCAACCAAAAAUACAAUGAUGUCAUGGCAACAUACUUAUUAUUGGACUAUAGGAACUCAGAGCUGGAUGAACUAUCAAUAAAACCACGCCUAAGCACUGACCUCACAAACAACACCCAAUCACCUUCUCACAAGGGACAACGCAGCACCUCCAAUCAGAAGUCCCGCAGAUCCACAGACCAAAGCUCCUCCGUUUCCACCAAGCGUCCUCAGGGCGACAGUAAGCACAUUGCCAGUUCAAGCAGCUCCAGUAAAGUCCCUCCCAGCCCGCUGAUCUCUGGAGACCAUAAGAAAACUCCUACCCCUUCCACUAACAGCAUCCUGUCCUCAGGCACCAGCCGCAGCAGGAACUCUCCAAUCACUGAGAGAGCUACUCUAGGAGUACAGAACGGCAAGGACAGCCUGAACACUCCAGGGUCCCGCGCCUCCACCGCAUCAGCAGCCGCGGUGCUCGCCGCCUCAUCCCGCACCCGCCACCACAAGUCCUUGUCCACCUCCGCCCACCCCAGCCCCCCAGACCUCCAUGCACAUCGCCCCAGCACAGCCAACCAGAGAGCACCAGUUGUGUCCCCCUCAGCUCAGAACAUAAACAUUUCCUCAAUGGCUGACCGUACCAACUUCCCCAGAGGGGUGACGAGCAGAAGCACUUUCCACGCCGGCCAGCAGAGAGCCACACGAGACCAGCAAGCCUCAGCAUACAACGACCCCUCUGCCUCCCCCUCCCUUUCCCAUGGCAACAGCCAGGUGCGCCGUCCCGGGACGGGUAUCUUCAGCAAGUUUACUUCCAAAUUUGUACGCAGAAAUCUCUCAUUCAGAUUUCCCAGAAGGAGUCCGUAUGAGGGAGAGGGUCGAGAUGAGGCCAGCAGACCCAUGUUGAGCACAGCAGACAAGAUGGAGAAAGGUACCCAGGGACUGCCAGGCGACGAAAACAAGGACUCCUUCUCUUCGUCUUCUCCAGCGUCCAGCACACCCUCAUCCACCCAAGCCUCCAAGGACACCAAGCCACGCUCCCUUCGCUUCACCUGGAGCAUGAAGACCACCUCCUCCAUGGAGCCCAACGAAAUGAUGAAGGAGAUCCGGAAAGUUCUGGACUCCAACAGCUGCGAGUACGAGUUGCGUGAGCGCUUCAUGCUCCUCUGCGUUUCGGGCAUCCCUGCGCAUGACGACUUCGUCCAGUGGGAGAUGGAGGUGUGCAAGCUACCUCGCCUCUCUCUCAACGGGGUGCGUUUCAAGAGGAUCUCUGGAACAUCCAUCGCCUUCAAGAACAUCGCCUCAAAGAUCGCCAAUGAGCUAAAACUGUGAGGAAGUCGAUCGUUUCUGUGGAAAAGAUCUUGGGGAAUGGCCCUUAUGUUGGGUGUGAGGAGGCACUGUGAGGAAAAUCAUUGGAUUUGUGAGCUCUACGGCAGCAAUGAAGAGUCUUGAGGCUGAAAAGGGGGAAAGGUGUAAGACAGGUUCAUGGGGGACAUUUGUGCAUAUAGACAUAUUUCAGGGGGUUUAUUUUUUUGGGGAGGUGUUCUGUCUUGGUUUGGGUUUUCUGUUCCUUUCUCACCCUCCUCGAAUACUUUGUGUUGUCAUCUUUAUUUUUGGCAGUUUCAUUCAAAUGUUGUGGUUUUUCUUGGACCUCACAAUUGUCCUCAGUUCAGAAAGAGUUUAUAGAGCGCAAGAAGAGGUUGGCGUUAAUAAACUGGAAUUGUUUGCCAGUGAAUCUUUUUUUUUUUUUUUUUUUUUUCUCUACGAACGCAAACCAGCUACUGUCAUGGAAAGCUGUAGCUAACUCCCCCCAUACCCUGGUCCUUAUUCCUUGUUCAUCCCCAAACACAAACAAUGGUAAACUAAACCACAUUACUUGAUCUUACUUCCAAUUCCAGGUUAGCUGUGAUGAGCAGAGAUGGAGAGAUUCGCGGUUUGAUGCUCUGAAUGUACACAAAAAUUGAGACCCAAAUGGCUAGGCACAUUCAGUAGAGCCAUAAUUCGAAUUUUCAUAUUCACUUAUGCUCUGAUCGGUUCUGAUCUCGCCAAUGGUGUGGUAGCUAAUCCAUAACCUCUGCCCCAUUUCUACAUCACAGUACAGUGUCUUAUUUGAGCUGAAAUGGAAGUGUUGACUUGAACCCUCGGUGCACUGGAGGUGAAUCACCUCUUAGCACUCAAUGCCCAGACAAUUAGUUUUUUGUUGUUUUGUUGUUGUUUUUUUUUUUUUUUCCCUCUAUUGCAGGGGUUAUAUAUCUGAAACUAAUUAAGGGCCAAUUAAGUAAUUAUUGGUGGAUUGUAGUGUAAUUAAGACUUGCUGGUUGGAUCCAAUCUGCUGCACUGGAAUAAGUAUGUGUUUCGUUGCCUUUCUCUGGAGAAGAUAAUUAUUGAUAUUAUUAUAUGAAUAAACCAGAUGUUGGAUGA